Molecule: messenger RNA, 7685 nt
Organism: Hypanus sabinus (Atlantic stingray)
Lineage: Eukaryota; Metazoa; Chordata; Chondrichthyes; Myliobatiformes; Dasyatidae
Gene: snx17
Product: sorting nexin 17
Exons: 15
Coding region: 16-1749 (577 amino acids)
Biological process (GO): signal transduction; intracellular protein transport
Cellular component (GO): early endosome
Molecular function (GO): phosphatidylinositol binding
Source: RefSeq, a predicted model, not a curated record
GUCAAGCAAUGACUGAUGACAGUCAUUGACCUUCCAAUCCGAUUGGCUGCAGGUUGGGAAGUAGGCGAGGCCAUUCCAGAUUCCGCCUCCCCCCACCCCCGGUUCGGUGCGGCCGCACGGAGACCGUCAACAGCUCUGCCUGACAUCUACCCAAUCCAGUUGGCGGCAGGCGUGGAGUGGGCGGGGUCAUCCGUGAGUCCCGCCUCUUCGCCCGUUCGAGCUAUCGCGUUUUCAAGAUGGCGGGCGGCGGUUGCUGAAGUGUCCCGGGCUGGUCUAGCGCUGAAACUUUCGGUGGACUCGUUCCCUCCCCUUCGUGUGUUCCUCCCCGACACCAUGCACUUCUCCAUCCCCGAAACGGAGGUGGUGCUGAGCGGCGAGAACGGUUCCUCGUACGUGGCGUACAAUAUUCAUGUAAAUGGUGUGUUACAUUGUCGAGUUCGAUACAGUCAACUUUAUGGACUACAUGAGCAGCUGAGAAAAGAAUAUGGGAACAAUGUGCUUCCUCACUUUCCUCCUAAAAAGAUAUUCACACUAACAACUGCAGAAGUUGAGCAACGUCGAGAGCAAUUAGAAAAAUAUAUUCAGAAUGUACGCCAGGAUUCCUUGCUUGGCAGCAGUGAAGCAUUCAACAGCUUCCUCAGAAAGGCACAGCAGGAAACUCAGCAGAUUCCAACUCAAGAAGUACAGCUGGAUGUCUGUCUAUCCAAUGGACAGAAGGUGAAAGUUAAUAUUUUAAGCUCAGAUCAGACAGAAGAUGUGUUAGAGGCAGUUGCCUCAAAACUAGAUCUUCCUGAUGACCUAGUAGGAUACUUCAGCCUUUUCCUUAUCCGAGAAGGAAGUGAUGGUGGUUGUUCUUUUGUACGAAAACUACAGGAGUUUGAAUUACCCUAUAUUUCGGUCACAAGCUUGAAGAAUACAGAAUACAAAAUAGUGCUGCGAAAAAGCUAUUGGGAUUCUGCCUAUGAUAAUGAUGUCAUGGAAAACAGAAUUGGAUUGAAUCUGUUAUAUGCCCAGACGGUAGCUGAUAUUGAACGUGGGUGGAUCCUUGUCAACAAGGAGCAGCACCGACAAUUAAAAUCACUUCAAGAGAAAGGUUCGAAAAAAGAGUUUAUCAGCCUGGCGCAAACGCUGAAGUAUUAUGGAUACAUCAAAUUUGAUCCUUGUAUCACUGAUUUUCCAGAAAAAGGUUGCCAUGUCAUAGUUAGUGCUGGCAAUAAUGAACUGAAUUUCCAUGUCAAGUUACCCAAUGAUCAAAUCAAAGAAGGCAGUUUCAAGGUCACGCGUAUGAGGUGCUGGCGUGUUACUUCCUCGCAGGUUCCAAUGACAAAUGGUACAGCAAGCAGCCCAGGAAAAACUGAGACCAAACUCGAACUGGCGUUUGAGUAUCUGAUGAGCAAAGACAAGCUACAGUGGGUGACAAUUUCUAGCCCACAGGCAAUAAUGAUGAGCAUCUCUUUGCAAGCAAUGGUGGAUGAGCUCAUGGUGAAGAAAUCCGGUGGCAAUAUAAAGAAGAUGCUGAAGAAGAGGAUAAAUGGUGCGCUACGUCGAUCAGACAGUCAGCAGGCUGUGAAGUCCCCGCCACUUCUGGAUUCACCUGAUUCCAACAGGGAUCCCGUUGUCAAACUCUCAAGUAAACUUUCUUCUGUUAGUAUCCGAGGGAUCAGCGCUUCCAAUUCCUCUGGUGAUGUCAGUGCUAAUGACUUCCACGGUAACUAUGCUUUCGAGGGAAUUGGUGAUGAUGAUUUGUGAAGUCUGUCAAGUGAACCAAUCUACUUGCCUGGGGAGAAGCCUAAAUCUUGCACUUGCAUCUGCUUGGUUUGCACUGAAUUGAAUGAGAAAGAUUGAACUGCUGUUGGGAAGAUGUCAUAUUUGGUUGCGAUGCAUGUCAAGAAGCAACAAUGUUAAAGGGUCGUGAUGUCUAUGAUCAUGAUUAACACCAAAUUAUCGUUUACUAGAGUAUUUUGCACAAUGAUUCAAAUUUGUUUUGAAAAUCUAAAAGAUCAAGUUUACACAUGAAUAUCAAUUGAAGUUAACAGUAUUUUUUAAAAUAACUGAAUCUGUAGUAGUGUGUUCCAGGUGGAGUUGGUGUCUAAUCUUGUGAAUAUAAGGACAAAUGACAAUGCUAACAUAUUUACAGAUUGGAGUAGUGGUUUGUAAAAUAUAACAAAAUGACAACAUCAGAUCAACAUUGAAACUAAGGACUUCGCAAUAGCUAUGCACCGCAUUGAUUAUGUAGGUGUAGUCAGCUCAAAAAAUCCAUUUGCAGAGAAAACCUAUUGGUCAUUGUGUGGCAAAAUUACUCCUCUAGUUUCUCAGUUGCCUUAUUUCAGUGCACAUUUGCCAUUGUUUAGCUAUCUAUUGUAUUGCCUGUGUCUUAUAUUGAUGGGCUAUGGCUCAUUUAUCACCUUCCAUCUGCAUAAAUCCAUUGUUUUUCUGUGCAACGGUAUCGCUCUAUUUCUACAUGGUGACAAUUCUCAAGUGAAAUCUGAGUUAAUUUCACUUAAUUGUGAUGCAGCAUUCCAGUUGUGGAAGGCUGCAAGUUUGUAACUCAUUCAUGGAGCAGACUAGUGUUGAAACAAAGUUAGAUUAUUUUAAUGAUUUGUUCUUUCCCUCUGCAAUCCUUCAAAUCUAAUCCUGUGUGUGCACUGUAUGUACAUUCUGAAAGCAAGGUACAAGGUCAAUCAAAGUAAUUUAAUCACUAUUUUAGCAGAACUGUUACAGCUGAAAAACUCUGACCAAAUACUCAGAAUGGAGUGAUUCUGUUGAAACACUGAGUUGCAAUCUUGUCAGUGAAAGGCCUAAAGAGGGUUCAAUUAACUUGCCUAUACAGCAACAUAUGUGAGAUCAUGUAUUAUCAAACUGAACAACAUAGUAGUGUUUGCUUUUGCUGUACUUUCAAUAUCAAAACAUGCUUGGGAGUCAAUAAUAGAAGAUAAUUUGGCUGCUAACUUCAAUAAAUAAGAAUGCCAUUGUGUUCUGAUUAUGAGAAACUUAAAACUAUUCAGUCAUACAACCUUACAUGAAAAGAUUUUGCAUGUUAAACUUGGAAAAGUCAAUGCUUGGAUGUAAGCAUGGACAAUCUUUGAUACCACGCAGCUUAGUGUAAAGGAUUGGGCCUUUGUGUGUUACUAAAACAGACCAGAAUGAUUUCCAGUGACAACAUCCUCAAUACACUUGGUUUUAGCCAUCCUUAACAUAAACGGGCUACCCAGCAGUCUGGGUCAGAUAUAUUUGUAUGCUUUGAAGCCCUAAAGACCUUUGAUAAUUAAACAGUUACUUAGUGCUAUGUCUUUCAUAUCAGCUUUCUGGUAAUGGCACUAUACUUCACUACUGUUAGUCAUGGUUGAUGUUACUAAUGUCAGAUUGUCUUUCUUAAUGUCAUUUGCAUCUAAAAAUGUCUGAUGUCUGGUAUCUUUUCAAAGCCACUUUAAAUACCCCAAAGAAAAAGAAAUGGAAGCAGAUACAAUUAAAUUCAUACAUGCUGUGUUGCUUUGAUUGCAAGUCAAUGGAAUAACAUUUGGGCAGAUGAUCAAGAUGGAGUUUUGAAAAGCUUGGAACUGUAACACUACAUGCAUGGGGAAAAAGACCCUGCAGCUGAGAAUUGUGAUAUUAAAAGCAAAACAAUGUAGUUAAAAAUAGAUUGCACAAUCCAGUCAGAACUCUUCUGAGGAAAGAUCAUUCUGAUAUGGUAAGUCUGUUCAUGUCUUAAUUCCAGCUUCCUUUAUUUUGGCCUCCAACAUUUCACAAAUAUAGACCUAUUAAGAAUAGACUUGAAUUCUAAAUAUUCGUUAAGAAUAAAUAAUUGCAGACAAUGAUCAAAAGUAAAAUCGGAUGGAUUGUGAAACUAAUACAGAAUUGUAGUAUUUAAGAUACCUCAUGGAAAAGUGAGAAUCUUAACACAGAUUUGACAAUCCAGAUGUACCAGAAAUGUCCCAUUACAGUGGUUGACGUGAUGGGUCAAGACCGGUUCCUAACAACCCCUAGAUCAUGCAUUAACAGUGUAGAAUGAUUUUGAUUUAGUUGCGAUUUUAUCCACUUUGUAAAUUAAAAGAAAAUUAUAUUUUCAGAGAACAGCAAGAUAAUUAUACCUGUUUGUCCAUCUAUAGAGCAACUCAGCUCUCAAAUAGCGUCUGGAAAGACACGUCUGUAAUUGCAUCCUCUCCAGUGAAAUUGUUGUCCUUUUUCCAGUGACUAAUUCCUGAACAGCUCAAAUAGUAGUUAGAGGAAAAUGGGAAAUGUGUGUUUUCUGUCUUCAUGAAAUUGUAUCUUUUCAUCCAGAAAUUCUUGUGCUUGCAUUUGAUAGUACAUGUUUGAUAACUUCAGCUCUCAGAAUAACAUAGUUCCAUGUCAAGAGUUAAAGCUGCACUAGAAUUCAAAACUAUGUAAGUACUUAUAACCUUGGUUAUGUGUAUAAUGAGAAAUGAAGUCCAUAUAAAUCAAUGUUACACACUGUUCUCUGAAUCUAUUGACUUAAUUUUUCUGGCAUCCUUUCCAGAAGUGUCUGUUUCUGAAGUCUGAUGCAUAGCACUACUUAAAGGGUGCCCAGAAUUAGAAUAUAAUACUAAAAAUCCAUGCGCAUUUAUGAAUUUUCAUUUUCUCAGCAUUAUCUUUUUUAUACAGAGCUUGCUUAUACCAUAUUAUUUAAAUUAAGUUACAUGAAGUCAUGGUUAAGUCCCUGAAAUUUCUGACAUUGUCUGACAGCAGAAUAGUCUUUUUAGGAGGGGCAAGGACAAAAUGAAAUGUGUUUCCCUAUUUAUACCUGUCACCAAGAAAAGAACCACACAGAUUCUCAUGAAAGAGAAGCAUCUUUAGGUAGGCCUUUUCACUGAGUGUAAAUAUCUAUGGUACUUCCAUCUGAUAGAAGCAGUGGACAGGUGUACUUUUCAGUAGUUACUAAAGUUAUAUAAUGUAGAUUUCCUUGAGUCAUGCAACCUCUAUUGCGGUAAAUUGAGAGAGGGAGCAGUUUUAUCAAAAAACAAUCCAUGGAUACUCUUUUAAGAUGGUUAACAAAUCUUCUGGGGCAUAGACUACCUGCCAACAGCAGCUCACCAAAGUCCUCUGUCCUGGGCCAGUUAUUCCAGGUGUUGCCCAUCUUCUGGUGUAUCCUUCCUCACUCGGGGAUGAGGUCUUUGGAGCUUCUGUUGGUGUUUCUGUAAUAGGAUGGUGUUGCUAGCUCCAUAACCAAAAAACCUCUCCUUUAGCCUGGGGACCGUCCAUGGCAGAGAUGACAUAUACAAUACAUUCUUUAAAAUAUUUUUUGAACCUUUGGCCAUGAAGCUACCUGCUUCCACUUUUUGCAGAUGCACAGUGUUUGUGAUUAUUUUUACAAAUGUAAAUAUAGCUGAUUUAGUAUAUUGAAGCAGAGGCAGUAAUGGAAGCUCAAAGGCUUGUAUAUGCUGCUGUUCCUGUUUUUAAUUUCUGAUUUAAAGCUUGCAAAUUUAUACAUGAUGGGCUCAGCAAUUAAAAAUGGUAAUCUUUUAGGGCUAAAUUUUGAGUGACAAAUUGUAGCCUGUUUUGAUAAACUUUGCAAGAAAGCCUUCCAAUUUGGAUUCUGAAGAAGUUGAAAUAUACAGUAUAUAUGUGUGAGAGAGAUUUACUCUGGUUGUUACAAAUGUGUGGAAGGCUUCAGCGAUCCAACCGCCUGGUCCAUAAUUGUAGUCCUUGUAUUUAUGCAUAGACAUAUAAUUAGCUGUCUCAAAGGAGAUCUUUUAGUGAUAUGAAUCUCCUUUAGUUAUUUAACAAGUUAUCUAACACAAUUAGACAUGCAUUCAAAUACUUCGAAUAGUCCUUACAGCAAAGUAUGUGAUUAUUCAGAGGUACUUAAGGAAUGUCUCUUAAUAUUCUGUAUAUUAAAACAUAGUUUUCAUUGCAGUCAAUAACAUAUAAACUAACUAUUUUUGUACUAAAUAAUGUACAAUAUCAUUAGAUUUUUUUUAUUUCCAUUAACAGAAAACAGAUUGGGCAAAAAUGCAUUAUGUAUAAUAAAAUGUCUACAUUAGAAACAUGAAUAGGGACCACAGUUUAGCACCUUAAGUCAGUUUGUUUAAAAAAAAUUAUUUAUGAUAGUUAGAUUUGUCUACGUGUAUCCACCAUGAUUUGAAUGUCUCCCACUUAAAUGGUGCAAACCCAUUUAGUUAUUGCUCCUAUUACUCCUAUACAAUUUGUCCUAUUGGCAGUGAAUAAUUGCAAGGUUAAUUACUUUUUGCUUCUUUAUGAAGUAGCAUCUAAAAUUGUAUGAAUCUUAUCUCCAUGUCUUUAUUUCUUCAGUUUAAUAUAAUGAUUGAAUACCUGCACAUACUCCACUGCUUAUCAAGAUGUCAGUCUGAUCCCAUGAUUGUUGGACAUUUUUUCAUAAGACAUAGUACAUCUGAAUUUCCUGCAAAGUUCUACAAAUUAAAUUUCUUCCAUGUUUUAAAACUUUGUUCAUAAAGUAGGUUGAUAAAUCAUGUUAUGAAUCUAUAUUUAACCUUGCCACCUUGCAGACAAAAAGCAUGCAUAUCAUUAUGUAAUUUGUUUUUGUGGGUAAUAGAUUCCUUUGAAUUAUAGUAACAAGAACUUUUUUUCCAUACUGCUUCCCCCUCUUUCUUCCCCCCCCCCCCAAUGUUGCCAUGUUGAAAAGUUUUUCACUUUCAGACCCUAAGAAAUAUGUAUUUUAAAAGGGUUCAAAAUCAUGCCAUGUGCUUUAAACGUUUGUCUUCUCCCAUCAAGGUCAUCUUUUAUUAACAUAAAAAAAAUCAAGAUAUUUUGAACAAUUUCUUUAAAAUAUCCGAUACAACAUGAACGCCAAAUGUUGCAUUUUUGAAGCACUUUAAGAGUGACUUUCUUAACAUUAUGACCAUUAUUCUUAAAUUGUGAGGCACUUGCACAUUUGUUGGGGCUGAGGUGUCUAUAGUAUAAGUGAGUUGAUUGACAAUUAAGCUGUGAGUUUGCCUAUCAUGUUAUGAGCUUAGUCCAAGAAUCUGUCAUUGUAUCACUACUGUUGGGCAUAAGAUUGUUUCAAAUAUCAUCCUACCUAUUCUCCCUUUCUUUAAAAAAUGCAGUUCUAAAUGAAUAUCGGAGAUUAAAUUUAUGUCAGUGUUCUUAUCCAAGUACUUGGGUAAAAGCAAGCAUUUCCAAAGGCUUGACCAUAUUCAGUCUGCCUGCAGAAAUAAUCUUAGUUUCUGAUAGAAGUGGUACAAGGGAUAGAGACAUCUUUUGAAAAAUCCUGAUUUUUGAUUUGAAUGAAAAACUGGUGCAGCCAUAUCUGAAGAUCAUAUUGGCAUUAAAACUAAUGAUGAACUGAAGAUUUUAUAACUGGAACUGUAUGAGUUAGUGUUUGAAAAUUUCAAGAUUAAUGCAUGGCCUGUAUAUGGAUUUUUCUCCGUUUUCCACCAUGUUAAGAUUUGAAGUUUUCUUGUGUACCACUUGUUUAUCCUAUGUCGUUGUGAGAUUUCAUACAUGGAUCAUAUUCCAAUAAAUGGUAUCACUCUGCUCUGUUUAACCGUUAUGCUCUAAUAUUGACCUUAUGACUUUAAAAAGUUGCUUAUUUACUUCCUGGUAAUGCACCUUAAUGUAACACUAAUUGCCUAGUCUGUAUUAUAACUUGUUUUCCUGUAUGUAUCUAUACCAGCAGAAAUCUGAUGAGCUGAUUUAAUUUUUAUAUUGCAAAGCUAUAAUAUGCAAAUAAAACUAUUUUCAUAAUGUGA